CCAUAACGAAAUAUGGAGAAAUCUAUCAGGUGUAAAAGAUAGCGUACCUCAUCAAGAUCGCGUUCCAGAUCUCAACAUCACAAUAUUAUCCUUGUGUGAAUAAUCCUCUCUUUCUCUUUGUCUUCCUUCUCUCUCUACAUUUGAAACCGGCGCAAGAAGCUCGUAAUUGGUAUGGAGGUUAACAAGCAAGAUCAGGUUGACGGAAAUCUUUCCGAGGAUAAAAGCUCCAUGCCUUCAUCUAAACAAGAGGAGGAAGUCGUGAAGAAGAAAUAUGGAGGAAUUUUGCCUAAGAAACCACCUCUCAUUUCUAAGGACCAUGAGCGUGCCUACUUUGAUUCUGCUGAUUGGGCACUUGGAAAGCAAGGUGUUGAUAAGCCUAAAGGACCUCUCGAAGCGCUUCGGCCUAAAUUACAGCCUACACAACAGCAAACGCGAUACCGGAAGUCUCCUUAUGCCCCAGCUGAUGGCGAAGAUGCAGGGAGUGCAUCUGAGGAUGCAACUACCAAUGAAUGAGAAAUCUCCAUUGUUAUUUAUAUGGUGAGGAUUUCUGAAGGACACAACUGCCAAGGAAUGAGAAAUUACUAUCUGUCUUCUGCUCUAGUGAGGACUUGAUUGUUACUCUUAUACCAACAUAGGUGGUGGGUGAUUUCUGUUAUCUGCUAGAAUAAAGUCGGUGGAGUUGUUUGGAUAUUGCCGAAAAGAAACUCGGAGAGGGUCCCUUUUUUGUUAAUGUUUACAAUGCAUAAUUCAAACAGCUUUAUCCAUUGUCAUUCUGUGUAAUCCAGCAUGCAUCCUCGAUGACCAUUACUUCUAGUGCAAAAUCAAGUACUCUUUCGUUUCUCA
This is a messenger RNA of Populus euphratica (Euphrates poplar), 843 nucleotides long. RefSeq lists its product as uncharacterized. Bases 172 to 513 code for a protein of 113 amino acids. Lineage: Eukaryota; Viridiplantae; Streptophyta; Magnoliopsida; Malpighiales; Salicaceae. Gene Ontology annotation, cellular component: cytoplasm. Gene Ontology annotation, molecular function: protein phosphatase inhibitor activity. The record is from RefSeq and is a predicted model, not a curated record. The transcript has 7 exons.